Talaromyces proteolyticus is the source of this 1480-nucleotide messenger RNA. RefSeq lists its product as uncharacterized. The record is from RefSeq and is a predicted model, not a curated record. NCBI's taxonomy places the organism in Eukaryota, Fungi, Ascomycota, Eurotiomycetes, Eurotiales, Trichocomaceae. The transcript has 3 exons. Bases 255 to 1043 code for a protein of 262 amino acids.
GUCGCUGUCUGGCGUCAUGUCUCUCUCUGUCUCUCAUGUGCUGCGCUGUUUCUCUUCUCUCCUAUAAACGGCGCUGCAUUCCUCCUCUGCCGACCCCGGAUCCCCAGACACUUAAUUGCUGCCCUCUCCGCUCCAAGCAUAUCUAGUCUUCUCUCCUUGUUUUUACCCUCCCCUCACUUCUCUCUCUUAUCUGCCUCGCCUUCUAGCAAUUCCAUUCUCUACACACCCACACCCUCACCCACAUCCAUACCAACAUGGAAUCCAUCUUCUUCGAAUACAGCCAGCCCAUGGAGCCCUCGUUCUCCAACGCCAGCUCCGAGUCGGCCCAGAUGUCUUUCGUCGGAGGUCGCUAUGCCCAGCCAUCUGAUGUCGACGUCUACCCCUCCGUUUUCGACUUCAACUACCUGCACUCGACAUACCCCUCUCCAGCCUCCAGCUUCAACACUUCCUACUGCCCGUCACCAUACCAGGGUUUCGAGGCCGCGCUCCCGCUCGAGAUCCCCGCUGGAUUGGGCAUGCAAGCCUACAUGGACACAAGCGGCCUGGGAAUCAGCGAGCCUCUGCCGUCGGCCGGUUACACUGGCACUCGCCCCAUAAUGAUCCCGCGCUCGAAUCAGGCUCAGAACUACUACGAUUCAAUGUCCUUUUCCUCGUCGCCCUACACCUACUCACCUCUCGCCCAGUCACCCAUCGCUGUUACAUCCACUCCGGCACCUGCCCAGGUGACGCGCAAAACCAAACGCAGCCAAUCUGAGAAGUUGGCUCGAAACUUCACCUGCGAGGACUGUGGUAGCUCGUUUACCCGCUUUGCAGAUGUGAGACGCCACCGGAGCAGCGUCCACAAUCCGGUGCUGAGAGAUUGCCCAGAAGAAGGCUGCUCUCGGAAGGGAAGCAUGGGAUUUCCGCGCAUGGAUCACAUGGUCGAGCAUCUCCGGUCCUAUCACCAUCAUAACAUCCCAAAACGCCCCUUCAACCCGUCGAAGCGCGCGGGCACCAAACGCAAGGCUGGCUCGAUGCUUGACAAUGCCCUUGCCAUGCGGUAAGCUGGUGCAUUGCUCCUCUCUGACGUGUUACGAGUUACGAUUUAAUGUUAUUGGGCGGCAUUUUCAUAUACCCUUCCCAAUUCUCGCAUACCCUUUGUAGACCGGUUUUUAACUUUUUUUCUUUUCACCUUUCAGUUGAUUCUUUUGGGAAGACAGUACAGUUUAGAGUUUUCAUUACAUGAUACACGAUUUAUGACAUGUUUUACCUACAACGACAGUCAGGUUACAGUGAGGCAUCCAGCUAUUCUUUUGCUAUUCUUUCGCUUUCUUUUCUUUUCUUUUCACUUCUUGUUGUUAUUUAUCUCUUUUUGUUGAUCUUGAGUCAUUUCGCAUGGCAGUGUUGUUAUCUUCAGACUUGUAUUCAUUUCUACGUUUAAUUGCUAGGUAAAGAAUAGCAUAUACAAUACACAAUAUCACUUGUAUUUCACUAUACAGUA